Coffea arabica (coffee) is the source of this 1665-nucleotide messenger RNA. The record is from RefSeq and is a predicted model, not a curated record. NCBI's taxonomy places the organism in Eukaryota, Viridiplantae, Streptophyta, Magnoliopsida, Gentianales, Rubiaceae.
AUGAGGGUAUUCCCCUUCUCCUUGAAGGAUUUUGCAAAAGACUGGCUAUACUACCUACCACCAGAUAGUAUCACCACGUGGGACCAACUGAAGAAAAAGUUCUUAGACAAGUAUUUUCCCGCCUCUCGAGCUACAAGUCUAAGAAAGGAGAUUUGUGGUAUCAAACAACACCCAGGAGAGUUGCUUUAUGAUUACUGGGAACGAUUCAAGAAAUUAUGCAUCAAGUGCCCCCAGCACCAAAUAAGUAAGCAGUUGCUCAUACAAUAUUUUUACGAGGAGCUACUUUUCAGAGACAAGAGUAUAAUUGAUACUGUGAGUGGAGGGGUUCUGGUGAACAAGACCCCUCGAGCAGCGUGGGAGCUAAUUGAAGGAAUGGCGGAGAAAUCACAGCAAUUUGGUACGAGAGAGGAUGUCCCGAUACGCAAGGUGAAUGAAAUAGAGACAUCCUCUAUCCAACAACAGCUGACUGAGUUGACUUCUUUUGUUAGGCAACUGGCUAUAGGAAAUGCAUCUCAGACCAAGGUGUACGGGAUUUGUACUAGUAUGGGUCAUUCUACAGAGAUGUGCCUAAUGAUUCAAGAAGAAAGUGCAGAACAAGUAAAUAUGGCCGGUCACGCGCCCACGCCAAGAAAGGCCUAUGACCCGUACUCAAAUACGUAUAACGCGGGUUGGAGGGACCAUCCCAACCUCAUCUAUGGAGGGAACAUGCAGUGUAAUUUUGUGUCAAAUAGACAACAAGGGUACCAGCAGCAGUACCAACCCCGACCACCUCCGUCACCAAAAUCUAGUCCAUCUCUGGAGGAGAUAAUGAAACAACUGAUGGCUACCACUGCGCAACAUCAACAAAAGACGGACUUCGAACUGCAUAACAUAAGAAAUCAAAUGAGCCAGAUGCAAUCCAUGCAAAAUCAGAUGAACCAAAUGGCCAUAACAAUCAACUGUUUGGAGUCCCAAGUCCAAGGUAAAUUGCCGUCUCAGUCUGAGUUGAACCCAAAGAACGACAAGGAUGAGGAAAAGAUCGAGAACGAGUUUGGGAAGGAGGACAACAGUGGCACAAAUCCAAAAGUACUCCCCGACCCAAUCAUUACAGUCAAGAUUAACCCGCCUCCCUUUCCUAGCAGGUUGGAGAAACCAAGAAAACAAGAUAAGGAGAAGGAGAUCUUGGAGGUGUUCCGCAAGGUACAGAUUAAUAUCCCCCUUUUAGACGCAAUCAAACAAGUGCCGAAGUACGCAAAGUUUUUUAGGGAUCUGUGUGUCAACCGAAGGCGGCUUAGGGGAGAUGAAAGGGUCAUUGUAGGGGAGAACGUGUCCGUAAUCUUGCAGAGGAAGCUCCCACCGAAAUGCGGGGAUCCAGGUUCAUUAAAAGAAACUGAAAUAAUAAUUCAAUUAAUUGACCGAACAAAUGCAUACUCUAAUGAGUUGGUCGAGGAUGUGCUGGUUAGAGUUAAUGAAUUAGUAUUCCCAGCUGACUUUUAUGUAUUUGACAUGGAUGAUGACCAUUCUCCCGACCCCUCGUUUUUGAUGACUCGUAGGUAUCUCUCUGACAUGACGUGCCCGCGUCAUGUCGUAUGGAGAGCUCAUGGUCAGAAGGAUUUUCACCCUCAUGACGCUCCCACAUCAUGUUGUAUGGAGAGCUCAUGGUCAGAAGGGUUCUUGCCUUUUUGA